AUGUCUGUACAAAUUCCAUCCCAACAACGCGCAGCAGUCCGUCAAGGAUCCGGUCCAGAUGCAAGAGCUCCCAUCAAGACCAUUCCCGUACCUAGCCCAGGUCCAGGCCAAAUUCUCGUCAAGAUCAAUUGGACCGGUCUCUGUGCCUCAGACAAAUCUCUUCUCCACGAUGAAUGGAGCGGCUUUGGCGCCUGUAUGAAGGACGCCACCAAUGGUAUCGCCGGCCACGAGGGAGCCGGAUCUGUUGUAGCGGUGGGUCAAGGUAUGGAGCAUCGAUGGAAGAUUGGUGAUCGAGCUGGCGUGAAGUCGAUUGCCAGCGUUUGCGGCGAGUGCGACUUUUGUAGGGCUGGCUCUGAUGAGGUGCACUGCCCGGAGCAGACAACCAGUGGACUUUCAGUGCCGGGGACAUUCCAGGAGUAUGUUGUUGCGGAUGGGAAAUAUUCAUCCAAGUUACCCGAUGGUGUUACUGAUGAAGAGGCUGGACCAAUCAUGUGUGGUGGAGUUACCGCGUAUACUGCUUGCAAGAGAUCUGGAGUCACUCCGGGACAGUGGCUGGUCAUUCCUGGCGCAGGCGGAGGACUUGGCCACUUCGCAAUCCAAUAUGCCAAAGCAAUGGGCAUGCGUGUCAUUGCCAUUGAUGGCGGUGACGAGAAGCGCGAGUUGUGCCUCAAACUCGGAGCCGAAGUCUUUAUUGACUUCAAGACCACCAAAGACAUUGCAGCGCAAGUACUCAAGAUCACUACAUACGGUGCUCACGGCGUCAUCGUCACGGCUGGAACCCGAGCAGCGUACGAAUCAGCGCCAACCUAUCUUCGUCCAAAUGGAACAGUCGUUGCCGUGGGACUUCCUCAAGACCCUACCAUUAUUGCUGGUGCGCCACCGAUGCUGGUCGCAACGCGAAGGCUGAAGAUUGUGGGGAGUGUCACGGGGAGUAUGAAGGAUGUUGAGGAAGCUCUCGAAUUUACUGCCAGAGGGCUUGUCCACCCGAUUCUAUCAAAGGGCAAGCUUGAGGAUCUUGAUGAUUGGUUACAUAAGUUGGCUACUGGUCAGGUCGCAGGCCGUUGUGUUCUCCAGGUUGCAGCAUGA
This is a messenger RNA of Fusarium pseudograminearum CS3096, 1086 nucleotides long. RefSeq lists its product as uncharacterized. Bases 1 to 1086 code for a protein of 361 amino acids. The transcript has 3 exons. The record is from RefSeq and is a predicted model, not a curated record. NCBI's taxonomy places the organism in Eukaryota, Fungi, Ascomycota, Sordariomycetes, Hypocreales, Nectriaceae. Gene Ontology annotation, molecular function: oxidoreductase activity.